Messenger RNA from Cantharellus anzutake, 246 nucleotides. RefSeq lists its product as uncharacterized. The coding region runs from base 1 to 246 and encodes 81 amino acids. The record is from RefSeq and is a predicted model, not a curated record. Gene Ontology annotation, cellular component: mitochondrion. Lineage: Eukaryota; Fungi; Basidiomycota; Agaricomycetes; Cantharellales; Hydnaceae. The transcript has 5 exons.
AUGGCUGCAGGGAACAGUCCCAUGCUCAGAACAGACCCAGCCAUUGAGCGCUGGGUCUCAAUGCGUGAAAAUGUCUAUCAACACUUUAGGUUCACCCCAGUCAAGACCCGUCAGGUCGUCGGUCUCAUGGUUAUUGUCCCCGCAUUUUGUGGCCUUCUCGCGUAUGCAACAGACAACAAGUUUGAUUGGGCGGGGAAAAAGAAGAACGAUUCGCUACUGCGGACACCUGCAUCCUCACAAGACUGA